UGUCCUCAUUUCCCCUGGAUGCAGUUCCGUGGAGACGAUUGACAGACAAACCGUCUUGGUGAGAGCAUAACGGUAAACGAUGACUGCAUACAUUGUCUUGGCCGUUUUCAGCUUGAUGGUACCUGCCUGGGCUCCUGUUCCGCCUGGCUAUGUGUUCGACAUUUCCCCUGAAUGCGGUGUUGACGGCGUUGCCGAUGGUUUCGUCACGAUAAUGACUGACAUGGGCAUGGAAGCGAAGGCCAUUUGUGCGGGAGGAAAGGAAGUUCUGUUUAGCACGGAGGAUUUUGUGUUCUUUGGACUCCCAAUAUCAUACCCGGGCAAGGGAUCUUCCCCUUGUGUGUUUGAGAAAAAGCCAAACGCAAAAGUGUUCACGAUCGAGAUCCAUGUUUCAUUUGGGGAAGCAGGCCAGCGUCUUCACUCCCCGGAAGAUGAGUUUAAGCUAUCGUGCUCCUUCCAGCCAGAAGGGAAGAAAGGCAGUAAGCCUCUUAAAGUCUCCCCACCAGUCAGUGCUCCGCUGGUGCUUCAAGGCAAUAAGCCGCCGGUGAGCAAAUCGCAUAUCAAAGUCAUGAUGGUAGAUGUGCUGGGCAGACCUCUCACGGGCGGGUCCAUCGCAGCCGGCAAGAUGGUGCGACUGAAGGCCUUCACCUUGACCCCCGGCGACAAGGGGAUCCAGGCAGUAUCUUGCAACGCCGUUGAUUCCAAAGGAAACAAGUUGUCGAUGCUAAGGGAUGGCUGCGGCGACGGUAUGAUCCUAGCGAAGGACAAGGGGUUCGUCACCAAGGGAACGGUGGCCCUCAGUUACUUUUUCAGAGUAUUUACUAUCAACGGUGACGCAGGACUUCAGUUUGAGUGCAAAUUCUCAGUUUGUUCUAAAGCAUGUGACGGGGCGUCGUGUGUCAAGUCAGGUGCAGGUCGUAGACGAAGAGCAGUUGCAGUCUUGACAGGACCGAAAGAGUCGCCUCUGAAGAACAUGCUGUGGACGUGGAGGACCCAAGCAACGUCGGCGGCCUACACGCUGACUGGCAGCAGCUUCGGGGAGUCCCAGAACAGGCGAUGAUCGACGCCACCCGUUUUUAUGCUUUUAUUUGGUGGCUGUCUUAAUAAACAAAACAAACAAA
Molecule: messenger RNA, 1118 nt
Organism: Haliotis rufescens (red abalone)
Lineage: Eukaryota; Metazoa; Mollusca; Gastropoda; Lepetellida; Haliotidae
Product: vitelline envelope sperm lysin receptor-like
Exons: 10
Coding region: 80-1057 (325 amino acids)
Source: RefSeq, a predicted model, not a curated record